Brassica oleracea var. oleracea is the source of this 935-nucleotide messenger RNA. RefSeq names its product cold-shock protein CS120-like. Gene Ontology annotation, cellular component: membrane. The transcript has 2 exons. Gene Ontology annotation, biological process: response to water. Bases 399 to 836 code for a protein of 145 amino acids. The record is from RefSeq and is a predicted model, not a curated record. Lineage: Eukaryota; Viridiplantae; Streptophyta; Magnoliopsida; Brassicales; Brassicaceae.
UAUUUUUCGCAAUCAAAAGUGUGUUUUACGUAGUUUCUUGGUGUUAGCUAGUUACUUGUUUUAAGAGAUGGCAGAUCAUCCUCGUUCAAGUGAGCAACAAGAAGCUGAUGAUGCAGCUUCCAAAGGUUGUGGAAUGUUUGACUUUCUCAAGAAGAAACCUGAAGAUGAGCAUGUCUAUGUGACUGACGCGACCAAGGAAAAAAAGGAAGAGGAGACACCUUCUCUUGCGGCAAGGCUUCACCGUUCUGGCAGCUCUUGAUGAAGAAGUGGAUGAAAAUGGGGAAAAGAAGAAGAGGAAAGGAUUGAAGGAGAAGGUGUUUGGUCACAAGGAUGAAGAUCAUGUUUCUGAAGAUCAUCAAUAUACAACUGAGGAGAAGAAGGGCGUCACGGAGAAGAUCAUGUUAAAAGUUCAUGCAGGUAAAGGGACUCAUGAGCAAGCCAACAAGCAUGAGCAUGAAGAUGGGGAGAAGAAAGGGUUUAUGGAGAAGAUGAAGGAGAAGCUUCCUGCAGCUGGAGGUCAUCAUGACCAAGCCAACAAGCCUGAACAUCAGGAGGAUGGGAAAGAGAAAGGGUUUAUGGAAAAGAUCAAGGGGAAGCUUCCUGCACCUGGAGGUCAUCAUGACCAAGCCAACAAGCAUGAGCAUCAUGAGGAUGGGAAGGAGAAAGGGUUUAUGGACAAGAUUAAGGAGAAGAUUCCUGGAGUUCACAAUGGAAAGCCCGAAGUUGAGCCUCGUCAUGAAAAUGGUAAAGAGAAAGGGUUUAUGGAGAAGAUCAAGGAGAAGCUCCCUGGUCAUAUCAAGCAUGAUGACAGUGAUGAGAAGAAAAAGGAAACUUAGUCGUUCGUAAACCUCUUUUUUUUACUUUCUUGAAUCAGCUUUCUGUUUUCAGUACUUUGCUUCAUCAUCUUCUUGUAUUGUGAUCACCUCAUCAUGUCA